Funneliformis mosseae is the source of this 1870-nucleotide messenger RNA. Lineage: Eukaryota; Fungi; Glomeromycota; Glomeromycetes; Glomerales; Glomeraceae. The record is from the annotation of a GenBank genome assembly.
ACGUGCAUUUAGUACACGGGAGAAUAAUAAACCUAAUGAUAAAUUAAAACAAGAUAUAAAGAAUAAUUUCACUUUCGUUAUAGAUUACGAACAAAAUCAACAAUCCAAUGGAGAUAAUAAUAAUAAUAUAGAGAAUACAAAUGUUUUGAGUGAAAGAUUAAGUACUCCUGUUAAUAGUCAUAAUCAAUGGCCUGGACAACCACCAUUAUAUGAUAUUGAUGCUUUGAAAAGACAUGCUGAAAUGAUAACAAGAUAUAGUAACAACAAAAAAGUUGACUAUCCAAUAAUAUCUUCUCGUCCAUCUUCACAAUCAGAUCAUUCAGGUUCCGGUUCUAUGAGAAAUUCUUCUUCUUCACUUUCACUUAUUGUAGACCUUCCAAAUGGAUCAGAAAGUGUUCCGAGUAGUCCGAUAUCCACAUAUAGUCCAAAUAGUACAAUGUCUCCAAUAAGUGAUAUUCCAUCUGGCAGAAGUACUCCUCCUCAUAUAUCUCCAAGAAAUCCAUUACGCCAAACUGAUAAAAGUCGUGUGAAAUAUUCUUUUGGAAGUCAGAAUAGUACGUCUGACGUUGGUAGUGAUGAUAAGAGAGAUUCAAAAGAUAGUAGAGCUUCUUCCUCUUCACGUUUUAUGAAUAAAGUAAUUCGUCGUACGAUUAUCAUCACUAAACCAUAUCUUCCUCCUUUACCUGAAGAUCCUUCUUCUGCUUCGACGACUUCAUCGUUUACAAAUCCAAUAACUGGUUUGAAGAAAAAUAUUGAUGUUAAUGGGAAAAUUCAUGUCGCUUCCGAUGGUCGCCAAUGGUUUCUUUCAAAAAAUACAUCAAAUGAUGAUGAAAAGGAAGAAAAAGAGGUGAAAAGUGAGAAUGUUGAUGAUUCAACAUUAUUAAGCGUUUCUAUUUCAAGAACUUCAUUAAAUAACCGACCUCCAACUCCUAUACCUUCUCCUAAUACAAGGGAAAGUGCUAUAGAUUUACCUUAUGGUAUCCCGAUACCACCGAUACCACCCAUACCAUCAAUACCAUCUCCGUAUAGAAAUAGUAUAACGUCAAAAGGUUCAAAGCGUACAAGUAAAUCUAGUAUAGCUUCUUCAUUAAAAUCUUCUUCAAGUAAAUUUAAUAGAAAAUCUAUAGGUAGUAAAAGCAUUUAUAGUAAUUACAGCGAAAGCCUAUAUGAUUAUUAUUAUUAUAGUGAUCAAGAAGGAGCCGAUGAUGAAGACGAUAAUAGUUCUAAUAAUCUUAACACGAAAAUAAAACAGUUGGAAAGUCAACAUGUUGAAGUAUUAGAAAUGUCAGAUGGUUCUUACGUAUGGCAAGUCGUAAAUGGUUUACGUGGUGAAGAUAUGGAAGACCGCUAUAAUUUUGGUAGAUUGAAUUAUGGCCGUGAUCUUGAAGAUGAUCAAGUUUCUCAAUUAUCUUUUAAUGAUAAUAAUGAAUCAAUAUAUAGUCAGUUAGAUUAUUAUACUGCUGAUUACCCAAGUCCUUUACAUCUUCCUGGUGUUGAACCUCUAUCUAAACAACAUCAGUAUUUAACUCCUGAUAGAAUAUCUUCACGUAGUAGAAGUCCAAAUAGGUUAAUCAAUAAAGAGUAUUCUUAUUCUAAUGCUUCAUCAAUUUCUUCUAAUGGUGAUGAGAAUUUUAUACCAAGAACAAGUGUAUAUUUUGCUAAAGAUGUUCCAUUGCCAAAGUUAUUAGAAGAAAUGACAAGAGGUUUAGGAAAUGUCGAUUUGGAUAGAGAAGAAAAUCAUUAUGUAUACGGUGGUGAAAUUGAUGCUGGUGGUACCGGUGUUGUUGGUGGAAUGACUGUUGAAGAAAAAUUGGAACGAGUUAUGAGAGCUCUUGGUGUUGAUGAUAGAGAUGCUUAUGUUGAUGAGUAA